AUGCAAGGCUCUAGCGAGAAUGGGAAUAGUGGUAGUGAAUUUGCCUGGUCGACAGAAUUUUCGACAACGGAUGGUAAAUGGCGUUCGUUGAAUGUGAAGAGUAACAUGUUCUGUAGUGCUGGAGGGUAUCUCCCAGAUGGAACUGUUGUAUCGGUCGCAGGAGGACAACCAUCGGAAACGAUGCGUCAAGGUUAUGAUGGCAUUCGGCUAUAUAAGCCCUGUAAUGGAACACAAUGCGACUGGCAACAAGAUCUCGAUGUCCAUCUUAAAGAGAAGAGAUGGUACCCAACUGUCGAGACAUUGGCAACCGGGGAGCUGUUUAUCCUUGGCGGAUCCAACCAUGCAGCAUCCAUCAACAAUGAUCAUAUCAAUGUACCCAACUUUGAGCUCUUUCCACCCCUUCCAGGUCCUCAAAAGACCAUCGAUUUCCCAUUCUUGAUCGAAACACUUCCCAACAACUUGUAUCCGAUCGUACACUUGCUUCCAGACAAGAAUCUAUUCAUAUUGGCCUCUACCAAGGCUAUUAUCUUCUCCACAUCUACCUGGAAGAUCAUUAAGCGUCUGCCUGAUAUUCCAGGGCCCCCUCGUAAUUACCCAUUGACUGCUGGGUCAGUUCUACUCCCCCUCACACCUGAAAACAACUUCCAGCCCGAAGUCCUGGUCUGUGGAGGCGCCACAGAUUUCUCAACAAAGGCAAAAGGUGUAGCAUCCUGUGGUAGAAUUUCACCGUUGGCCGACAAUCCAACAUGGGAAAUGGAGGAUAUGCCUUUUGGAAGGAUGAUGCCAGAUAUGGCCCAUUUAGCUGAUGGGACGAUCGCAAUUAUAAACGGGGCUAACACGGGUACAGCAGGUUUUGAUCGUGCUUUUGAUCCUGUAUUGCACCCAGUUCAAUACAUACCAAAUGAGAAGCGUGGCAACAGGUUCCGAGUUUGGAGUCCUAGCGUGAUCCCCAGGAUGUAUCAUUCAGUCGCUUUCAUGCUUCCAGAUGCAUCGCUCUUGGUGGCUGGCUCGAACCCGAAUGGAAAGCCAGUCGAAUAUGGCGACGGUCCUUUCCCGACAGAAUACCGUGUAGAGCGAUUCAGCCCACCUUAUCUCUUCUCCAAGAGCAUUACAGACACUGUCGGCUGGCCUAGCAAAGUUCAUUAUGGAGAAAUAUUUGAUCUGUCCUUGGAGUGGUACAAUAUAUACCCGAAAGAUGUUCGUGUUGCGUUUGUCCAGCCUGGGUUUAUCACCCACUCCACACACAUGAGCCAGAGAUAUGUGGGACUGGAGAUUGUCAAGCGUGAUAGCUUAUUAAGUGUGAAGGCGCCCUCAAGCAAUGGCUUGGCGCCUCCUGGCCAUUACAUGCUUGUUGUAGUUCUGGAUGGUAUUCCCGUCACGGAGGCCAAAUGGGUGCAGCUCACAGCAUAA
Molecule: messenger RNA, 1410 nt
Organism: Lobosporangium transversale
Lineage: Eukaryota; Fungi; Mortierellomycota; Mortierellomycetes; Mortierellales; Mortierellaceae
Product: glyoxal oxidase N-terminus-domain-containing protein
Exons: 5
Coding region: 1-1410 (469 amino acids)
Source: RefSeq, a predicted model, not a curated record